AUGUCUGAUCUCGACGUCCAGAUCCCAUCCACCUUUGGUAAACCCACAGUUUGAUUGAUUAAUCUUUUUUUCUUCCCCCGUCAUUGUGGAUAACAGUUUCUCUCCAUUGUUUUCCGGCUCAGAUCCGUUUGCUGAUGCAAACGCUGAGGACUCCGGUGCGGGUUCAAAAGAGUACGUCCACGUCCGCGUACAGCAGCGGAAUGGCAGGAAGAGCCUGACGACCGUUCAGGGACUGAAGAAAGAGUAUAGCUACAACAAGAUCUUGAAGGACCUCAAGAAGGAGUUCUGCUGCAAUGGCACCGUCGUUCAGGACCCUGAGCUCGGCCAGGUAAUCAGACAGAUCCAUGUUGGUGCAGAAUCUUCCGACCGAGGAUGGAUCAUCAGCUGGUUCUUGGGGGUGAUGGAUCAUCUUUGGCCUGCCCACAAGAUUGCUACUUGUAUGAUCAGCAGAUGAUCUUUGACCUGCUGUGCAGGUAAUCCAGCUGCAAGGUGAUCAGAGGAAGAACGUCUCCACUUUCCUCGUUCAGGUAUGUAUCAUCUCUCUACUAGGCGAGAAUAAAUGAUCUAGAGUAUGAUCCAACCAUAGUAAAACGCAUACAUGUAUCAAUUUAUUUUUGGGCUUUCCAGGCCGGGAUAGUGAAGAAGGAGAACAUCAAGCUUCACGGUUUCUAG
Spirodela intermedia is the source of this 672-nucleotide messenger RNA. Lineage: Eukaryota; Viridiplantae; Streptophyta; Magnoliopsida; Alismatales; Araceae. The record is from the annotation of a GenBank genome assembly.